CACAACCCGCACGGCAGGAAAAGUGAGAGUACUGUAAAAUAUACACUCGAAUCGCCCAUCUUGUCCUACUGCGCUAGGCAACACACGAGACUCUUCGCACCACUUGAAAUUGUUCUAGGUGCAUACAAUUAAAGCGCCGCCGACCUCAUAAUAUGCUGGGGAGCUUUGCUGUAUAGGCAGAUACCUUAACCACCUUGGUUGGUUGAAUAAGGUGGUAGACUGAUUAAACACAUGACUCGGAAAAUUCGUUGAG
Molecule: messenger RNA, 253 nt
Organism: Pyricularia grisea
Lineage: Eukaryota; Fungi; Ascomycota; Sordariomycetes; Magnaporthales; Pyriculariaceae
Exons: 4
Source: RefSeq, a predicted model, not a curated record